This is a messenger RNA of Apis florea (little honeybee), 2104 nucleotides long. RefSeq names its product pro-resilin. NCBI's taxonomy places the organism in Eukaryota, Metazoa, Arthropoda, Insecta, Hymenoptera, Apidae. The record is from RefSeq and is a predicted model, not a curated record.
AUGAUUUCCAUUACAUUUUUCCCCCUCCACUCCUUUCCCUACGUGGCGUACACCCGCCCUUCCCAGUUGGGAAACACUGUCACAGAUAAAAUACGACGUAGAAGAGGACGAAUCUUUUCAGGAUUCGAGUCGGCGGGCGUUUCGUACGUAAACGGGCAGCGAGUGAACAGCGACGAGAAGCAGCUCGAUAAGACAACGGCCAGCAACAGCGCUAGCAAUUCGAACCCUUACGCCAAUGCUAACGCGCCACCUGCUGAACCAGCGGGAGGGUAUCGCCAUCAAGUGAAUUCCGCCACCAAUCUGGGUUAUCCACCUUAUCCUAGCUCCGACACGGGUUCCAAGAAUGGAUAUCCAUCGUAUCCCGGUGGCAACGCCGGUUCCAACAACGGGUAUCCGCCUUAUCCUUCCCCCAAUCAAGGGAAUCGCCAACAGGAUUUAGGAUAUCCGCCGUAUCCAACGCACAACAAAAUGCCGAUGCCUGGACAGUCGAAUUAUCCCUCGUAUCCUGGCCAACCUGGCCACUCCAAUUAUCCCGUCUACCCUGGGCAACAGCCCGGCGGUUAUCAGGGAUAUCCCCAACAGUUGCCACCCGGCCACCAGAAUUAUCCGUAUCCGAAUUAUCCAAAUCAGAAUCGCAUGUACCACAACAACGUUUAUUCCGCAAACCCAACACGAAGACCAGGAAAGAUUAGACCAACUCCACCCACACCUCCACCCAGGUCUUCUUCCAAUGGAUAUGGAGGAAGAGUGAGCGGUAACUCAGGAUCAAGGAAUACUAUUGGAAAUGGUUCUAUUUUUAAUCGUUUGUUUGGCAAUGAUCGUAUUUAUGGGUCCAAUGGUGCGACCACACCUAAGAGCAGUGUAUAUCCAGGUGGCAAUGGUUAUUACAAGACCCACACCUCUGUAGAUGAUCAGGGAAACAGAGAGGCAGAUGACGAAUUGUUCGCAGAGUUCGAUGGAAACAGCAACAGCUUACUGAGAAAACGAGAGACCGGCAGUGAGGUGGAUUCCACACCGGAUGACACGCAAUCGAUUAAGACCACGGAUUUUAGAUACCCAUCCUCCGGAUAUCCAUCCUCCGAAACUCGACCAAAAGCUGACACCUCGGUCAAAUCAUCCGGUUACCCAUCCAGUUCCGGUUACCCAUCCAGAUCGUCCGGAUAUCCUUCAGAAUCGGGAAGUUAUCCGUCGAGAAGCUCUGGCUAUCCUUCUGAGGCUGGAUAUCCAUCGAGAAGCUCGUCCGGUUACCCAUCAGAGUCUGGAUAUCCUUCGAGAAGCUCGUCCGGUUACCCAUCAGAGUCUGGAUACCCUUCGAGAAGCUCGUCCGGUUACCCAUCAGAGUCUGGAUACCCUUCGAGAAGCUCUGGCUACCCAGCAGGAUCUGGUUACCCAUCUCGUGGUAGUUCUGGUUAUCCCAGUGGCUCGUAUCCUUCAUCAGGCUCAAGGGGAUAUCCCUCAUCGAGCUCCGUUGACGAGCAAAGUGUGAAGAGGGUGGAUGCAAACUCUGUGAAUGCUGCUUAUCCCAGUCAAGCUGGUAGAAGUAGUUCAGGAUAUCCGAGUCAGAGCUCUGGGUAUCCUAGCCAAGGUGGCAGUUAUCCAAGUCAGAGCUCUGGAUAUCCCGGCCAAGGUGGUUAUCCGAGUCAGAGCGGUGGAUAUCCUGGUCAAACUGGCAAUUAUCCAUCGCAGUAUGGUGGAUAUCCUUCACAGUCUAAUCCAUAUGGUAACUAUUAUCCUGGGUAUAAUCAAGGUUACCAACAGGGGUAUCCUGGGGGGUAUCAACAAGGAUAUCCAGGGGGGUAUCAGCAAGGAUAUCAAGGGGGUUAUUCUCCUCCUUCUACUACCAAGAAGCCUAAAUUUACAGAUCAGUUGGGCAAUAUAGCCAAAGAUCUUGCUGGGAGAUAUUUGACUCAGGCUAUUCUAGAUAAAGUUACCAGAUAUUAGAAUGUUGAAUGUAUUUUUACAGAUUUUUGAAGUAAUUUUUAAUAUAAUUAAUUUAUGCUUUCUUCUAUAAUAAUCUCUGCUCACUAUGGUAUCAAUUGACAUUUAUUUUAAGUUAUGUUGCAAUAUUAUGAAAAUGUGAAUUCAUGAAUAAAAGUUAUAAUUU